AUUUUACUCCUCCUAUCUCAUUCCGUUCGGUCGACAUAAAGAAAACCACAAACGCUACUCAGAUUACAUUGGAUUGUCCUAGUUGCCUGAAAGGCGAAAGCAGACAUGGCUUCGGCGGAUCUUUCAUGCCGAGUUUCCAGUGCUGAAGACAAUAAUUCUCACUUUUCUGAAAUAAUAGAACUAAAUGUUGGGGGACAGGUCUACGUAACCAGACAUGCAACUUUAAUUUCUGUGGCAGACUCUGUCCUCUGGAACAUGUUUAGCCAACAAAAGCCCAAAGAACUACCACGGGACAGCAAAGGGCGGUACUUUAUAGACAGAGAUGGCUUUUUGUUCCGAUACAUUUUGGACUACCUGAGGGAUCUGAACCUUGUCUUGCCUGAUUGCUUUCCAGAGAAAUGCAGGCUGCAAAGGGAAGCAGAAUUCUUCCAACUGCACGAACUCUCCAAGUGUCUAAGUACAAAGAUGAGUAAAGACAGCUCAGUGAGCGAGGACAUCUGUCAAGGCGAUCCGGACGAAGGUGCGCUGCUCGGCGCGGUCAGGGAGUCCGCCGCCAGCCAGCGGAGAUCCGGCUACAUUACCAUCGGAUACAGGGGCACCUACACCAUCGGGAGGGAUAUCCAAACCGACGCCAAAUUCAGAAGGGUGGCCAGGAUCACCGUGUGCGGGAAAACGUCCCUGGCAAAAGAAGUGUUCGGGGACACCCUGAACGACAGCAGGGACCCGGACCGGCCCCCGGAGCGGUACACGUCCCGUUACUACCUGAAGUUUAAUUUCCUGGAGCAGGCGUUUGAUAAACUGAGCGAGGCCGGUUUUCACAUGGUGGCCUGCAGCUCCACGGGCACCUGUGCGUAUGUCAGCAGCGACCCGAGCGAGGACAAGAUUUGGGCGAGUUACACGGAGUAUGUGUUCAGCCGGGGGGGGCGACGCUGAGCGGCCAGUGUGGGCAGGGCGGCUGCGGGCGACACCCGGCGAGCAGCAUCUACCCAUGUGAAAAGCUGGCAUGCCACAAAAUUCAGUAACGCUGUUUUUCAUUUAUCAGGUCAUUUCAUUCAUCGGAUGUUGAGUGUUACAAAUAAUGACAUUGAAAAUAUGAACAUACUACGCAACUUCUUUAUUUUUGCAAUUGUAAUUGAGCUUUGUUGAUUUAUCACCGUCAUGGAAGGACACUUUUGGUCCGUUCAGACUUGUCUUGUUUUGUAAUUUAAUCACGUGUUUUAAAUGUACGGUUAAAUUACGGAUACUUGCACCACAAAACUGUAAAAGUGGAAUAAAUUGUAUUUGGAUAGCAUCACUGUCUGCGAUUAAGUUUUGCGUGUUGAACGAACUUAUAAAGCUAAACUGACCUGCGUUUUUCUGACAUCUUUGGACUUAAUUUCCUCAUAAUAUUGAGCAUAUAAAAUGCCUUUGACUAGUUAACUUUACAGUUUUAUGUUGCCAGUUUAUGACGUUAUCCGCUGACACCAAAGGCUCGCAUUAUGAAGCCAGUGCCAUAUAUUUUCAGAAAUAAGUAGCUACAUAUUUGUCAAUAUAUAACUGAACGAAACGUCAUGCUGCUUUCAUUGGUAAUGUUCUUUUUGACGCAUACAUUUGAGUAUAUGGACUAUUUUGUAUGAAUAAAUACUACUGUGUGUGUGUUCAUUUGGAGUUGUAUUCCAUAUUUAGCAGAAGAAAUAAAGCAAAUAUCUUUUGCACA
Molecule: messenger RNA, 1696 nt
Organism: Paramormyrops kingsleyae
Lineage: Eukaryota; Metazoa; Chordata; Actinopteri; Osteoglossiformes; Mormyridae
Product: BTB/POZ domain-containing protein KCTD12-like
Biological process (GO): regulation of G protein-coupled receptor signaling pathway; protein homooligomerization
Cellular component (GO): presynaptic membrane; signaling receptor complex; postsynaptic membrane
Molecular function (GO): protein binding
Source: RefSeq, a predicted model, not a curated record